AUGGUUCUUCCUUCCUAUCAGAACUUCGAUUUGCUAUUCGAUCAAGAAAUGGAUUGUUCCGACCACGUCGAUGAUCGUCUCUAUUCGUGUUUAUUCGAAGAGUCCCCUGCGGUUUCAUCGAAUUCGUAUGCCCCUGCCAUGCUCGUCGACGAGUUUCUGAAUCUUGACGAUUGGAGCGAUGAAUUCAUCGCGCCUUCUUCGCCAUUCGAAGGGUUGGAGGCUAUUUCGAGCGAAGAAAUUGAAAAUUUCUGCGAAUGGAUACACGGGAGCGACGUCAUCGGGAAUUCCGAGUCUCCGGUUACCGUAGAAGCCGUCGAAGGGAGUCCUUGUCUUUCCGUAGAAUCUAGCCACGGCUCGAUUGCAUGUCCAAUGUUGUUGGAGCUUCCGGGAUACGGUAAAGAAGUCGAUAGUGGAGUGAGUCUUCUUCAUUUAUUGAAGGUUUACGGCGAGGCGACGGAGAACGGACAGUCGGAGCUAGCGGGCGUGAUCGAAAAGUCGAUAAACAAGAAAAGCAAUCCGACAGGGACAACCGCGGAGCGAGUUGCGUACAACAUGUUCAUGUCCGGGGACGAUCAAGGAGAGUAUAUACGACAAGAAUCGAGCAAGAACUUUGUCCCGGCGUUCAAGGUGUUAAACCAAAGCCUCCCGAACACUCGGUUCGCUCAUUUCACCGCUACGACGGCGAUUCUCGAAGCGGUGCCAGAUGAUGCGGGGACAGUAUGGGUGGUCGACUUCGACGUCGGGGAGGGGAUUCAAUGGCCGCCGUUGAUCAAUGCCGUGAGAGGAAAACGAAAGCAAGUUAAGUUUGUAAUGGUGAAGCCCGAGGAAGAAUGCGCGGUUUCUUCGUGGUGGAGCUUUGAAGAUACAAAGAAACGGCUAAUGGCCGAAGGGAGGGAAUACGGCGUAAAGAUGCAAGUCGAGGAGAAGGGAAUCGACGAGCUUUACAAUGAAGUGGUGAAUAGGUCGACAGAACGAGAUUUUGUAGUGUUCAAUUGUAUGGUCGGGCUUCCGCACAUGGGAAGGAGGCGACCGAGGAGACGGGUUUUCGAGUUUUUAAAGGUAGCCGAGAUGGUAUUAACGAAUCGACUAGGGAUGUUGGUUCGAGGCGAAGGGGGAGGGGGUGAGGGCGGAGAUAGUUAUGGUUUAUAUUUUGAGGAAGUUUUGAGAUAUUACGAGGCGAUAUUUGAGUCGUUGGAGGGGAGUUUUCCGGAUCAUCUUGUGGAAGCGAGGACUGUGAUCGAAAGUCUUUUUUUAUCACCGUUGAUGAGGCCGGUGGAUUGGUUUCGGGAUUGGGAGGAGAGGGGUGAGGGGUGUGGUGUCGGUGGGCAGUUGGAGGGGCGGCGGCUGACCGGAGAAAAUGUGGCGGCAGCGAGGAGGGUGGUGGGUGAAGGAGGGGGUGGGGGUGGGGGUGAGUACAAGGUUAGGGUUGGAGUUAGAGAACAUGAGGUUGUAUUGCAAUGGAAGGAGACUACACUAGUUAAAGUGUCUACAUGGGUCCCUGUCUUCAUAGUUAUAUGA
Molecule: messenger RNA, 1518 nt
Organism: Andrographis paniculata
Lineage: Eukaryota; Viridiplantae; Streptophyta; Magnoliopsida; Lamiales; Acanthaceae
Product: protein NODULATION SIGNALING PATHWAY 2-like
Exons: 1
Coding region: 1-1518 (505 amino acids)
Biological process (GO): regulation of DNA-templated transcription
Cellular component (GO): nucleus
Molecular function (GO): sequence-specific DNA binding; DNA-binding transcription factor activity
Source: RefSeq, a predicted model, not a curated record